UCUAUACGUGUUUCUUUCGUUCCAAACAACCCCUUAUUACCAAACCUUUUCAAUCGUCACCAAAAUACCAACCCCUAACUCUCGCCGGAAAAGUCACUAUGCCGUCAGUUUCGAGCCAAACAGUCUGCGUCACCGGUGCCGGAGGCUUCAUAGCUUCAUGGAUUGUCAAACUUCUUCUGGAAAAAGGCUAUUUUGUCAGAGGAACUGUCAGAAAUCCAGAUGAUCCAAAGAACUCUCAUUUGAGAGAGCUUGAAGGAGCAAAGGAGAGAUUAACUCUAUGCAGAGCUGAUCUUCUUGAUUUCGAGAGUUUACGCGAAGCAAUUAAUGGGUGUGAUGGUGUUUUCCACACUGCUUGCCCUGUUACUGAUAACCCAGAAGAAAUGGUGGAGCCGGCAGUGAAUGGAACAAAGAAUGUGAUAAUUGCAGCAGCCGAAGCCAAGGUUCGGCGCGUGGUGUUCACAUCAUCAAUUGGUGCAGUGACCAUGGAUCCUAAACGGGGACCUGACACCAUUGUCGAUGAGAGCUGCUGGAGUGAUCUUGAGUUUUGCAAGAACACUAAGAAUUGGUAUUGCUAUGGGAAGGCAGUGGGGGAGCAGGCAGCGACGGAUGUUGCGAAGGAGAAAGGGGUGGACCUAGUGGUGGUAAAUCCGGUAUUGGUGCUUGGACCGUUGUUGCAAUCCACCGUCAAUGCUAGCAUUAUUCAUAUUCUCAAGUACCUGAAUGGCUCGACAAAGACUUACGCCAACUUGGUCCAAGCCUACGUGCAUGUCAGGGAUGUGGCACUGGCACACAUACUAGUCUACGAGACUCCUUCCGCCUCCGGCAGGUACCUUUGUGCUGAGAGCGUGCUUCACCGAGGUGAUGUGGUUGAAAUUCUAGCUAAGUUCUUUCCAGAGUAUCCCAUUCCUCUAAAGUGCAAGGAUGAAACAAAGCCAAGGGUCAAACGAUACAAAAUCUCGAAUCAAAAGCUGAAGGACUUGGGUUUGGAAUUCACACCGGUGAAACAAUCCCUGUACGAGACAGUGAAGAACCUGCAAGAGAAGGGUCACCUCCCAGUAGCUCUGCAACACGAUGAAUCUGUUAUUCGUAUUCAGUCUUGAGUGUUAUCUUAUGCUGUUGCUGCCAUGAAGUGAGAGCACUAGUUCAAGCCUUUAAUACAAUAAAAAUUGUAGCCACAGAGAAUACUAAAUCAAGAAUGAGGAUUUCUUUCUGUUUUGUAUCAAUGCCAUGAUCCUGUACUUGAUUAUGUGCUUUCAAGUUUAAUCAUAUAUAUAAAUAUAAUGUAUGGAAGGUUGUGGUGUUUA
Camellia sinensis is the source of this 1304-nucleotide messenger RNA. Its product is annotated as cinnamoyl-CoA reductase 1. Gene Ontology annotation, molecular function: oxidoreductase activity, acting on the CH-OH group of donors, NAD or NADP as acceptor. Lineage: Eukaryota; Viridiplantae; Streptophyta; Magnoliopsida; Ericales; Theaceae. The record is from RefSeq and is a predicted model, not a curated record.